This is a messenger RNA of Miscanthus lutarioriparius, 231 nucleotides long. The record is from the annotation of a GenBank genome assembly. NCBI's taxonomy places the organism in Eukaryota, Viridiplantae, Streptophyta, Magnoliopsida, Poales, Poaceae.
AUGGGCGACGUCGUCACCUUCAAAAUCUGCAACUACGCGGUGUCCAAGUCUGCGAACGAGAAGGAGCUGCGGCAGACCUUCGCCGGAACCCUUGCGUACAUGGCGCACAAGGUGCUAGUGAAGAAUGCCGACCGCGACACGCUCACUGACGUGUGGUCGCUCGCCUGUGUGAUGGUUGAGAUCCUCAGCGGCAGGGGACGCGUGGGGGGGCGUGUUGAGCUGGGUCACUGA